Xiphias gladius (swordfish) is the source of this 1565-nucleotide messenger RNA. RefSeq names its product Src like adaptor 1a (gene sla1a). The record is from RefSeq and is a predicted model, not a curated record. The transcript has 8 exons. The coding region runs from base 120 to 947 and encodes 275 amino acids. NCBI's taxonomy places the organism in Eukaryota, Metazoa, Chordata, Actinopteri, Istiophoriformes, Xiphiidae. Gene Ontology annotation, molecular function: protein binding.
ACCAGACUCUACCGCUGCCACCAUGCCCUGUUUGUGCCAUCAUCUCUCACGUCACACUUGAUGCCAUCACAGCAGAGAAACUGCAAAUCCUACAGGCCAGAGUCUGGUCCAUCUGGAGGAUGGGGAAUAUGAUGAGAGGUGUGAGUGCCAGGGACAAGGUCAAAACUGAAAACCAUGAAAGCUCUCAAAAGAGUUCAGAAGACGACAUGGUGGUGGUGCUCCAGGACUACCCUUCUCCCGAAGUCAGCGAGCCCAUCUACAGAAUGGGGGAGAAGCUCAGAGUCAUCGUACAGGAGGACUAUUGGUGGAGAGUUCGCUCUGUCCAAACUGGCCGUGAGAACUACAUACCUAGAAGUCAUGUGGCAAGAGUGUACCACGGUUGGCUGUUUGAGGGGGUGGAGAGGCAAAAGGCUGAAGAACUGCUGCUUCUACCUGGGAACAGAAUGGGCUCCUUUCUGGUGCGGGAGAGCACCAGGGAAAGAGGUCGGUAUUCACUCUCGGUGAAGCACAGGAUUGUAAAGCACUAUCGUAUUUCCAGACUGGACAACAGCUGGUACUAUAUCUCCCCCCGCCUCACUUUCCAGUGCCUUGAGGAUAUGAUCAACCACUACUCUGACUCUGCAGAUGGCCUAUGUUGUGUCUUAACCUCUCCCUGUGUGUCUGGCACGACCCCACAAUCAGACAUAAGUCCUGAAGCUCCACCUGUAGUCAUGCGACGCAACUUUGACUGGAAGAAAGUAGACAGGAGACAGCUGGUCAGCACAGAAAGCUGCAGUGACAACGUGGUGAGCUACGGUGUCAGAAACAGCAUCGCUGCCUACCUGUCCUUUUCUGGGGAUCAAGACCCUGCAUGGAUAAAAGCCCAAAGCAGAAAGAAGAAAAGCAAAUCUGUUUAUGCUCUCCCUGAAAACAGCCUCGCAAAUAUUGUCUAUGACAAUGACGUCUAGACACAGCAGUGGAGUUCAAAAUACUGGAAUACCUUCAAGUGGAGGGCAGUAGAGGGCAUCUUUCUCUGAGAUCCACCAUGUUUCUAAUGUCAGCAGAGGACCGUGCUGAACUGACACUUAUGUUAGGCAUCCCAAACAUCCAAGAGUGUUUAGUCUCUAAUGUGAGCACUUUGAAGUACUUCAACAAUAUAGCAAAUUGUACCAGCACUUACACAUUGUUUCUGCUUAUAAGGAGGAAGUAUAUGGAGUAGAACUGGACGAUUGUGCAAUUGAACUGUGAUUUGUGUAUUCUACACAUGAUCCGGAAAAUCAAACAGCCCACCGUUAUGAUAGUAAAAGAAGACUUGAAUGUUGUGGGUAUUGUUUUGUAAUAUUAGUGUGUAUAUGUAUAUGCAUUAGUGGCUUUCAAACUAUUUUCCUGUGUUGUUAAUAAAUGUUGAAUGGUUGAAUGGUCAUAUUGUGACACACGCUUGAUGUGGCAAAUGCGUUUACAAACAGUGGCUUUUUUUGAAUAUCAAGCAGAUACAGAGCAACAUUAGCAAUACUUUGGAGUCAUGUUUGUGUCCACCUAGUAACUGUCCAGUAUUCACCCUCUUUUUAACUAGUUUUGGUCUCCAC